Molecule: messenger RNA, 366 nt
Organism: Melampsora larici-populina 98AG31
Lineage: Eukaryota; Fungi; Basidiomycota; Pucciniomycetes; Pucciniales; Melampsoraceae
Exons: 2
Coding region: 1-366 (121 amino acids)
Source: RefSeq, a predicted model, not a curated record
AUGUUGCUCACCGACUUUUUGACACAGCUGCACGAACGUCGCCCGACUUUGGCAACUAAGCUGACACUUUCACAACUUGUCCGGUUUGUUAACCUCGCCAGCGACGUGUACAAGCCAGUAGACCACGCCUUACAAUUGACUUCCGAUGAUCCUCGCAUACUUCCCUUCCUCAAGCUGGCCCUGGACGUAGGCAUGGACUUGGACGAUUACGACGCUCUUUGGAACCUGGCAUUUCCUUCCCUACCAUUCUCAUUCAUCAAUCCCGGCGCUCUGAUUCGCUUGCAUGGUCUGACCGACCACCUGACCACCAAGCCGAUCAAAGCGGAACCUCCACAUACGCCCCCGACGGGAAGGCUAUGUGUAUGA